UGUGUGGUGUGAAACAAGUCCUGGCCAAGUGUGAAGUUUUCUCAAGGAAUAUUGGCAUCUUCCCCUGAAUAUCCAGCACGUGCGUAAAUAGGAAGCUCUUGUCUCACGAAAACGAAAUGGAAAAUCUUUUUCACGAGUUGGUAAUUUCCACUGUUCAGAUCAGAGAACUUAAAACCCUCGCACGAGAAAAGACGAAUAUUAGGGUUCUCCUCUUGCCUUCUCUGCCACCUCCUCGUUCCCCCCUUGCGGAAGUUUAGAAUAAUCUAAUGACCAGUUCCUGGUUUCCCCCGAUACUGUGUUCUUGAUUUCUUUCCACUCACCCGGUGACAUAAACAUCGCCUGCUGUCUAAUUUCACUCACACCCAGCUGAGCUCAGCUGCUUUUCUCUGUGUGUGUGUGUGUGAGAGAGAGAGAGAGAGAGAGAAGGGAAGGGAAGAGAGACUGCGGCAAUGAACAUGGAGGCUAGAGUCGGCGUCGUGAACUCCGCUACCCACGGAGGGGUUGUAGAUAGUGGGCACCGGAAGUUCUUGCAGCCGCAGCAGCACAAGCCGCCGCCAGCUGCUCUGACCCAGAUUGGGACGGCGCAGCAGCUUUUAGCCGGCGGUAUCGCCGGUGCUUUCAGCAAGACCUGCACCGCUCCUCUCGCUCGCCUCACCAUUCUCUUUCAGGUCCAAGGAAUGCACACUGACGUCUCACUUUUAACCAAGGCCAGCAUAUGGCACGAGGCUUCACGCAUUGUCAAUGAGGAGGGAUUCAGAGCCUUUUGGAAAGGCAAUAUGGUCACAAUUGUCCAUCGGCUUCCUUAUUCGUCUGUCAACUUCUAUGCUUAUGAGCAUUACAAGAGGUUCUUGCAUUCGGUAGUCGGAAACAGUCAACAGGGGAGUGCGAGCUCAGAUCUCUUUGUGCAUUUUGUAGGUGGAGGAUUGGCUGGAAUAACAGCUGCCUCUGCCACUUAUCCUCUAGAUCUUGUUCGGACCCGCCUUGCUGCAACGAGAAAUGCAGUAUACUAUAGAGGAAUUUUUCACGCUUUGCAUACAAUUUGCAAAGAAGAAGGCUUUUUCGGUUUAUAUAAAGGACUUGGAGCGACAUUAUUGGGAGUUGGUCCCAGCAUAGCAAUAAGUUUCUCAGUUUAUGAAAGCUUGAGAUCUUUUUGGCAGUCCCAAAGGCCAAAUGAUUCAGCUGUGAUGGUAAGUCUUGCCUGUGGCAGUCUCUCAGGCAUUGCAUCUUCAACUGCAACCUUCCCUAUCGAUCUUGUGAGGCGAAGAAUGCAGUUGGAAGGAGCGGGUGGCAGAGCUCGUGUUUACAACACUGGCUUGUUCGGGACAUUCGGGCAUAUUAUCCGAACAGAAGGCUUAUGGGGCUUGUACAGAGGGAUACUUCCCGAGUACUACAAGGUAGUCCCGGGUGUAGGGAUCGUAUUCAUGACUUACGAGACACUUAAGAUGCUGCUGUCCUGAAUUUCCACCGAUUGUUAGCUUCCGUUGCAGAUAAUUGUUCCCAUCGAACUCUGUAGGCGGGUAGGCUUAAAUGAGAAGGAAAGAUAGAGUAGGGAUGUUUGAGAUAGUGCAUGGGUAGAAGUGAAAAAGAGGAUGUACUGGAGUUAUUUUUGUUAAGAGUCUGGCAGUAAAUUUUCCCGUUGCUGCCACCUAAUUUACCAGGCCAAAGUUUUUGUGUGUAUAAGUUGUUAGCACUGGAACCGUUAUUGUGUUGAGUUUCUUGCAGCGGCAUAUUAUCAAUCCUAUCCCUCGAACGAUUCUUAAAA
Punica granatum (pomegranate) is the source of this 1762-nucleotide messenger RNA. The record is from RefSeq and is a predicted model, not a curated record. Lineage: Eukaryota; Viridiplantae; Streptophyta; Magnoliopsida; Myrtales; Lythraceae.